Messenger RNA from Enhydra lutris kenyoni (northern sea otter), 2708 nucleotides. Its product is annotated as carnitine O-octanoyltransferase. Lineage: Eukaryota; Metazoa; Chordata; Mammalia; Carnivora; Mustelidae. The transcript has 18 exons. Gene Ontology annotation, molecular function: carnitine O-octanoyltransferase activity. The record is from RefSeq and is a predicted model, not a curated record. Bases 154 to 1992 code for a protein of 612 amino acids. Gene Ontology annotation, cellular component: peroxisome.
CUGUGAGCCGCGGCGUAGAAGGCGAAGCGCCAGCGUCACCAGCCUAGUUCGUUUAACCCCUGUAUUCUCGACACAAGAUCGGUGCAGCAGGCUCCUGGCAGUCCUAAGCAAUUAAUUCAUCUUAGUGUACCGUUUUCCUGUUUUGAUUGCAUCAUGGAAAAUCAGUUGGCUAAAUCAACUGAAGAGCGAACUUUUCAAUACCAGGAUUCUCUUCCGUCUCUGCCUGUUCCUUCCCUUGAAGAAUCAUUAAAAAAAUACCUUGAAGCAGUAAAGCCGUUUGCAAAUAAAGAAGAAUAUAAAAAAACUGAAGAAAUUGUCCAAAAAUUUCGAGAUGGUAUUGGAAGAAAACUGCACCAGAAAUUACUUGAAAGGGCAAAAGGAAAAAGAAAUUGGCUGGAAGAGUGGUGGCUGAAUUGUACCUAUCUGGAUGUUCGUUUACCAUUGCAACUGAGUGUCAAUUUCGCUGGUCCUGCACCUUAUAUUGAACACUACUGGCCUCCAAAGGAGGGCACUCAGUUGGAAAGAGGAAGUAUAAAUCUUUGGCAUAACUUGAAUUACUGGCAGCUGUUAAGAAAAGAAAAAGUGCCUGUUGAUAAAUCUGAAAAUAGUCCUCUAGAUAUGAGUCAAUUCCGAAUGCUGUUUUCCACCUGCAGGAUUCCAGGAAUUACUAGAGAUUCAAUUAUUAGUUAUUUUAGGACUGAGAGUGAAGGCCAUUCCCCAACUCACAUUGCAGUGCUUUGUCGAGGCCGAGUUUUUGUCUUCGAUAUGAUACAUGAAGGAUGUUUGAUCACCCCACCAGAGAUUUACAGGCAAUUAACAUACAUUCACAGGAAGUGCCAUAGUGAACCUGAUGGACCUGGGAUAGCAGCAUUGACUAGUGAGGAACGAACUCAAUGGGCUAAGGCACGAGAGUAUUUGAUUAGUCUUGAUCCAGAGAAUUUGACUAUGUUAGAAAAAAUUCAGAGCAGUUUACUGGUAUAUUCCAUAGAAGAUAGCAGUCCACAUGUAACACCAGAAGAUUAUUCUCAGGUAACCACAAUGACCCUUACAGGAGAUCCAACUGUACGCUGGGGAGACAAAUCUUAUAACUUGAUUUCCUUUUCCAAUGGAGUAUUUGGCUCUAGUUGUGAUCAUGCUCCUUUUGAUGGAAUGGUUAUGAUAAACAUCGGCCAUUAUAUUAAUGAGAAAGUUUUUGAGAAUGAAGGAAGAUGGAAGGGUUCAGAAAAAGUACGGGAUAUAUCACUUCCAGAGGAACUUGUUUUCACUGUGGAUGAUAAAAUACUAAACAAUAUAAAUCAAGCUAAAGCCCAAUUUUUCAAGCAGGCAUCCGAUCUGCAGAUUGUGGUAUAUCCCUUUACAUCUUUUGGCAAAAACCUAACCAAGAAGAAGCUGCUUCACCCUGAUACAUUUAUUCAGCUUGCACUUCAGCUGGCCUAUUAUAGACUUUAUGGACGCCCUGGCAGCUGCUAUGAGACAGCUAUGACAAGGUGCUUUUAUCAUGGCCGUACAGAGACUAUGCGCUCGUGUACUAUAGAAGCGCUCCGGUGGUGUCAGUCCAUGCAGGAUCCUUCUACUGGUCUUCUUGAGAGGCAGCAGAAGAUGUUACAAGCUUUUGCAAAACAUAAUAAAAUGAUGAAAGAUUUUUCAGCUGGAAAAGGAUUUGACCGUCAUCUUUUAGGGCUUUUACUCACAGCAAAAGAGGAAGGUCUUCCUGUUCCAGAACUCUUUACAGACCCUCUUUUCUCCAAAAGUGGAGGAGGUGGAAACUUUGUUCUCUCAACAAGUCUGGUUGGUUAUUUUAAAAUCCAGGGAGUGGCAGUUCCCAUGGUCCACAAUGGCUAUGGAUUUUUCUACCAUAUCAGAGAUGACAGGUUUGUUGUGGCUUGUUCAGCCUGGAAAUCAUGUCCAGAGACUGAUGCAGAAAAGCUAGUUCUGCUGGUUUUUCAGGCUUUCCAUGAUAUGAUGCGGCUGAUGAACACUGCUCAUCUUUAGAGACUAAACAUUUAUUUAGCAUUUACAAAAAUAUUAAGGGGGGUGUGGAGAAUGGGUUGGUGAUGUGAUAGGAAGGAAUAUUAAAGGAAACUUGUUAAAUGUAGAAAUUAGUAGAAUCAUGCUCUCUAAAUUUUUUCUAACAUAGGAAGAAAAUGAUUUUUAAGCUUCUUCUGAUACAGUAGCAAUGCAAAUUGAUAUAAUGAAAUAUAGAACUAUGCAAAAGUUGAAGAUAAGUCUCAACAAUGCAAAUCUACAAAUUUUAAUAAUGCAAGUCUUAGAAGGAUUUUUGUUGGUUACCUAUAUAGGUUAUAAAUCCUGUCUCUGAACAUCAUUAUAGGGUCUGCCAAGCACUUUAACAUUUCCUAGUUGCCAGAGGGUAUGGAAUACAUGAUUAGAUGUUAACGUCCCUGAAAUCAUUGCCUUCCACAUUCACCACAGGGAUACAAGCCUAUUAUGUUUGAUGGGAAAGACCACUACAAUUUAAUGAUCAUCUAAAAGUAGACUUAGUGUUGGACAGAAGAAUUAGAGGAAGGUUUAUACUCCGAAGCACACACAGAAAAGCCCUAACAAAAUUCAUUAUAGUAUAUUGUAUUUAGGUUUUUGAAUAUAAAAUUAAAGCACUUAUUUUUAAAAUUAGAGUUAGUGACUUGAAGAUUACUGAAUCAAAUUCUCAGGAUUUUAUAAGUUUUUCCCCUGCUUUUCAAAAUAGAAAAUAA